AUGGCCUCAACACCACGCAACCAAAGCUCAAGCACAAUCGUGGUCAUACCUCAGAUAUCCAAAAGUGACGGCAUCGGCAGAUGGCCAGAGGGCAGCAACCCACCACCUAGUCGCCCUGCCGAACGUGCUUGGCAAUACGACGAAGAGCAGUUCAAGAAGAUCAUCGGCGGAAAUCUCACCGAAAGCUGGUCCGACCGCGAUACGAAGACCUACAUCGUUGACAGCCUUCUGGUGGAGCAAACGCGACAAGAACGACCAGCGCCGGGACUUUCGCAUCUGGGGCCAUCCAUCUGA
Fulvia fulva is the source of this 294-nucleotide messenger RNA. RefSeq lists its product as uncharacterized. Bases 1 to 294 code for a protein of 97 amino acids. The transcript has a single exon. Lineage: Eukaryota; Fungi; Ascomycota; Dothideomycetes; Mycosphaerellales; Mycosphaerellaceae. The record is from RefSeq and is a predicted model, not a curated record.